Molecule: messenger RNA, 456 nt
Organism: Gamsiella multidivaricata
Lineage: Eukaryota; Fungi; Mortierellomycota; Mortierellomycetes; Mortierellales; Mortierellaceae
Exons: 2
Coding region: 1-456 (151 amino acids)
Biological process (GO): regulation of transcription by RNA polymerase II
Cellular component (GO): mediator complex
Molecular function (GO): transcription coregulator activity
Source: RefSeq, a predicted model, not a curated record
AUGCCCGGCAGUGUAGUCGGUGCAGGAUCAGUAGCGCCAGCACCGGUCAUAACAGCGGGAGGAGCCUCAGCAGCUGGUGGACCAGGCAUUGGGGCCAAGAGCUCCAGCCUAAGCGCUCUUCAAGAGAUUGAGGAGGCCUACAACAAGCGACUUGAUAUGGACGUGGCACAGCUGAUGGAGUCCUUUGGCGACAUUGUCAAGGUCGCUUCCGGACGAGCCACCAACAUUGUGUCUUCCGCAGAGUCAUUGCUGGCCAUGGUCACGGAGCUGAAGCAGACACUUCUUUUGAAUGAUGCCAACACACUUUCAGAGCUGUCCACGCGGCGGCAAAAUGAGCUUUCGACACAAAAAACAGCGGUGAAGCAGCGGGUGCUGGGGCUCAAAGAGGAGGUCGACAGGACGAUAUGGGAGCUGGAGCAGGCCUGCUAUGGCACACCACAACAUACUGUACUAUAA